This is a messenger RNA of Sugiyamaella lignohabitans, 1479 nucleotides long. RefSeq names its product glycylpeptide N-tetradecanoyltransferase NMT1 (gene NMT1). The coding region runs from base 1 to 1479 and encodes 492 amino acids. The transcript has a single exon. The record is from RefSeq and is a predicted model, not a curated record. Gene Ontology annotation, biological process: N-terminal peptidyl-glycine N-myristoylation. Gene Ontology annotation, cellular component: cytoplasm. NCBI's taxonomy places the organism in Eukaryota, Fungi, Ascomycota, Dipodascomycetes, Dipodascales, Trichomonascaceae. Gene Ontology annotation, molecular function: glycylpeptide N-tetradecanoyltransferase activity.
AUGUCUGGUUCAGAAAAAACCGAGUCCAGGGAAGAGUCCGCUGGUGCCAGUCAACCCUCUGAGGUCGUGGCUAAGGGCAAUGCUGGUAGCAAUUCCGGUAAACCAGUUACCGCAGUGUCUUCAGCUGAUACGAAGCCACCCAAGACUACUGGCAUGAGACUGGAAGACCUGUUCAAGCUGCUGUCAAUGCCAGAUCCAAAGGCCGAACCAAAGCCAAUGGACGAGUAUAAGUUUUGGAAAACACAACCAGUAACUAAAUUUGAUGAUGCAAUUGAUGCCGAGGGGCCAAUUGACUCGAAAACCGUUGACGACGUUUCUAAGGAACCGUCGCCACUGCCAGCUGGCUUCGAAUGGUCUACUAUUGACAUUUCCCAGCCUGAUAAAGUGCAAGAGAUCUAUGAUUUGCUAUAUGCCAACUACAUUGAAGAUGAUGACGAGACAUUUCGAUUCAAGUACUCACCAGCAUUCUUGGACUGGGGUCUUAAACCUCCCGGCUGGGUCAAGGACUGGAAUGUCGGGGUGAGAGUUAAGGAUACUGGCAAGCUUAUUGGAUUCAUUUCUGGUAUUCCUGGCACUUUACGUCUUAGAACUACUAAUCCAGAUAUUAAAGUUGCGGAAAUCAACUUCUUAUGUGUUCAUAAGAAACUCCGAUCGAAGAGACUUGCCCCAGUGCUGAUUCGUGAAGUCACUCGUAGAGUCAACCUUACAGGUGUUUGGCAGGCUCUAUACACAGCAGGAGCUCUUCUGCCAUCUCCAAUCACCACUGCUAGAUAUUACCACCGAUCGAUCAACUGGCCCAAGUUGCACGAUGUCGGGUUCACAGGUCUUCCAUCCAAUUCCACCCCUGCUAAACAGGUUGCCAAAUACGCUCUGCCUUCUAAACCGACUCUGGAAACCCUGCGUCCCAUGACUGUUGAAGAUGUGUCUGAAGUUCAUGAACUACUUGAUACGUUCCUCAACAGAUAUGAACUGGUCCCCAAGUUCACUGAACAAGAGACCGCACACUGGCUUCUCGACUCAGUACAUGCAUCCGAGCACGAUAAGGUUAUCUAUUCUUACGUUGUCACUGACAGUGAGAACAAAAUCACCGAUUUCGUGUCUUUCUAUGGACUCGAGUCCACUGUUCUUGGCAACUCGAAGUACGAUUCGAUCAACGUGGCCUAUCUAUUUUACUAUGCCACAACAGCAGGACUCGGCGAUAACAAGUCCAGUGACAACGAAUCAGUACUGAAAAGCAGACUGUUUGUCCUGAUCCAAAAUGCAUUAAUCCUCGCCAAAGCUAAGAACUUCGACGUAUUCAAUGCUCUGUCGGUGCAGGACAACGCUCUGUUCCUCGAAGACCUGAAAUUCGGUGCUGGUGACGGGUUCCUUAACUACUACCUCUUCAACUACAAGGCCUUCCCAAUCCAUGGUGGCAUCUCCAAACGCGAGAAGAGCCUAGAACGCAAGCCCGGUGGCAUUGGCGUGAUCAUGUUCUAG